Paramecium pentaurelia is the source of this 1929-nucleotide messenger RNA. NCBI's taxonomy places the organism in Eukaryota, Ciliophora, Oligohymenophorea, Peniculida, Parameciidae. The record is from the annotation of a GenBank genome assembly.
AUGAAGAAAAAUGAAAUUGAAUUUCAAGAUAGUUCUAUAUCCAUAAAGAGACAACCUCUUUUAGAUAGGAAGAAAAGUUAGGAUAAAGAUUAAGGACUUAGAAAAUCAUCGUUUUAUGAAGGUGGUUUAAGUUAAUUGAAAAAAUCCAUAGUUGAGAUUAAUUAGCAUUAAUAAAUUGAUAAACAUGUAUUUAAUACUAUAUAUUGUAGCCAUCUCUUUAAGAUUUAUAUGAUUCUUUGACACUUAUGAGUCUAUAAUAGAAAUACAAUUAGCUUUUAAAAUCUGUUCAAGAAUAAGAAGUUUAAGAAAUUAUGGCUAUUUUAGAUCAUUUUAUUACAAUUACUCCUAAACCAAAACUGAGAGAAAUUUAUGAUUAAAAAUAAUAGACUAUUCUUCAUAUUUCUUGCUUUAAAAACUUACCAACUGCUGUUGAAAGAAUUUUAAUAUAUGAAAAAGAUAAUUCUACAAUUGAGGAAUUCAAUAUAUGGAUAAAUUAAAAAAAUAAAGAUUCAUUCACAGCAGUUCAUUUUGCUGCAUAUGUUGGUUCAUUAGAAACAUUAGAAAUUCUAAAAAAAUAUUAAUGUGAUUUAAAAAUAAAAAAUGAAUAGGGAUAAAAUGCACUUUCUAUUGCAGCUUAAGGAGAUUAAGUUUCUGCUAUGGUUUGGCUAUAUAUGUAAGGGUUGUCUUAUACAGAAUAAGAUGAGAAAGGUGGUACACCAUUACAUUGGGCUACUUAUUAUGGUAGUGAAUUUGCUGUAUAAUUUUUAUUAAGUUGGUUACAAAAAAGUAAAGAAGGGAGAAAAAUUAUAAAUCAAUAAGAUACUGAAGGGAUGACACCUUUACAUUUAGCUGCAAUGACAGGAAAUUAAAGAAUAGCUAAGAAAUUACUUUAUAAGGGAAGUUUAAAAAAUAUUAGAGAUAAAAGAAAUUAAACUCCAGCCUAAACAGCAUUAGAGAAUGAAUACGAAAUAAUCUAUAAAAUUUUAGAAACAAAUAAUUGUCUAUUAGAAUUUUUAAAUAUUCGAACAAGGUAAAUGCUAAGUUCACUCUUAAUAGUUAUAAACCAGCGUCAAUUAGUUGGAAUUAGAUUUGUUCAUUUUUUAUAAUAUAUUUCUAUUGCAUGAUUGGUUCCAUAAUUUUUGUAUAUCCAUUUUUUAAUACUGAUGCUUGGUUAUAAUAUUUAUCAAUAGCUUCAUUUUUGAUAGGACUCAUUUUUUAUUUUUUAACUAUGUUUAUAAGUCCAGGAUAUGUUGAAAGAAAUGAUGAUUCAAGAAAACUAUUUUUACUUUUGACUUAAUAUGAACCUUGGGAAUUAUGUCCAGAAUGUUAAAUACAUAAACCAUUAAGAUCUAGACAUUGUGAAUUUUGUUCAAGAUGUGUAAUAGUUUAUGAUCAUCAUUGUCCUUGGUUACAUAAUUGUGUAAAUAUUUAUAUAUUUAAUUAAGAUAGGAGCUAAAAAUUAUCCAUAUUUUAUUUGUUUUAUUUUGACAAUAUUUGUAAAUUUAAUUCAUCUAAUUAUAUUGAAUGCAAUAUUUUUGAUAAAUGAUUAUCCUAAUCCUAUACAUAAUACUCAUUAUCCAUGGUUUAAUAAUGUAACUAAUUUAGAGGCACUUGAUAUUUCUAAGAAAUGUGUUCAAUCAUCUAUUUUAAUUUUAUGUUUACUCUUUUUAUUUCCUUUAGCAUAUUUGAUAUAUGUUUAAUUGGAUAAUUUAUUUAGAAAUAUUACUACUUUUGAAAAAUAUCGAUAAGAAGAAUAAACUAAUGUUAAAGGUUCAAAAGAUAAGAAAAGUCAAUAAACUAUAUAGUAAAUAUAUUUAUUAUUCUAGAUCUACCUCAUCUAUUAGAUCAUAAGAAUCACACAAUCUAUCAUUUUCAAAUUGUAUACAAAUGUGUUGCAAUAAUUCAAAAAAUACUUCAUAUCAAAUAUGA